UUUUGGGGAGAUCGUUGUUGCAGCUUGCAGCAAGCAGCGCCGCACUUCCAAACCUAUUUGGGAGGGGGAGGGGAGGUGAUGAGUUUGUUCUGGCGAAAAAAUAUUUUCUUUUGACUUUUUCAGUAAAAAAUGUGACAAGACUGCGCUGCGACAAAUCGGUAUUAUUUGCAAAGUGUCCUCUCCACAUAAACAGCAAUCCUCCACUCUCUCGAUGCGAUUCUUUUCAGCGAGUAAUUAACAGCAUACAGUAUGGAGCCAUCUUCAACCAUCCAAACCUUGUCUGAGAAUUCUCACAUAGAGAGCAUGCCUUCCACCCCUAUUUCCUUUACAGACUCGACCCAUUCUCCCUCUCUGUCAGAGCUCAACAUGAAAAGAAGAAGUAGUUCUAGAUCAAUCAAACGAAAAAAAUUUGAUGAUGAGUUAGUUGAGUCAAGUUUAAACACAAGUAUGGCUCCUAUUGCAAGCGGUAAAGUUCAGCGAAUCCGAACGUCAUCUUUAAAUGUCCCAUCACCAAGUGCCGGUGGACCGAUUCAGCAUCCAAGUCUAACUCCCAGUGAGUCCAAUUCUCCAAUGAUGGAUACAGUAAUUAAACCGCCCAGGAGAGCAUCCAACAAAUCACUCCCAAACAGUGGCUCAGGUAUUGCUGGCGGAAACUCAGGUGGGGGCAGUAAUUCCAGAAGCGGUGGCAGUCGCUACCGGAAAGCAACUAAGCAUGCCAACACAGGGUCUUCGACCAAAGAUCUUGGCCGGUGGAAGCCUAUGGACGACCUAGCUUUAAUAAUCAAUGUUCAGCAAACAAAUUGUUUGCGGACGGUGCAACGUGGAGUCAAAUUUUCUUGUCGCUUUACAUUACAAGAGAUUCAGCAGCGAUGGUAUGCUUUGCUGUAUGACCAGGUCAUCUCAAGGUUGGCUAUCCUUGCCAUGAGGAAUUUGCACCCUGAAGUCAUUGCUGGUAUCGAAGCCAAAGCUCUGUUUUCGGUAGCAGAAGAACAAUUAUUAGCAUCGAUGAAAGUAUCAUCAAACCCAACGCUAGAAACCUUUCAAGAACUGCUGACAAACAAUGCACUUGUUUUCUACCCCAAGCGAACUGCAAAGGCGUUGUACACUCAUUGGCAAUUAAUGAAGCAAUAUCAGCUGAUCUCAGAUCAAACAGAUCCAACUGUGGUGCGAAGUGAACACUUUCUGACAUUUUCAGACUGUGAAGAAACCUUGAACGACACUGAGUUGAGUGAGCCAAGAGAGGCUGUCCUAGACCAAGAACUUGCUUUAGCUGACAGACGAGCUAAAAAGGAAAUCAACGUUCUAAAAAAUGAAGUUAACAGGUGGCAAGUACUCGUUGAUGCUGUCACCGGCAUUACUUCUCAAGAUUUUGAUAAUCAGACGCUGGCAGUUUUGAAAGGCUGUGUCGUUCGAUACUUGAUGCGUUCCAAAGAGAUAACCAUCGGACGCAAGACGAGAGACCAUAAUGUGGAUGUGGAUUUAUCCUUGGAAGGUCCUGCUUGGAAAGUGUCAAGACGCCAAGCAACUAUACGGUUAAACAAUAACGGAGAUUUUUACAUAUCCAGUGAAGGGAAGAGAGCUUUGUAUGUAGAUGCUAAGCCUAUUCUAAAUGGGCACAAGUACAAACUUACAAACAAUUCAGUUCUUGAGGUAUUAGCUAGCACUGGAUUUGACCCCCCUCUCUCUCUAAUAAUACUUUGUAAUGCAGGCUUGGUUCAUAACCAAGUACAUAUCAAAAUACCUGAAAAAUACACAACACCACUGGAUUAAUUAUUACCUUUCGUUCUAGUAUCAAGGAAGUAAAUAUUACAGUGAAUUUUGGUGAAACUUUGUAAAAAGCGUUACAAUGUCAUAUUCCAUUUAGAAUGGAUUCACAUCCUGACAACAGGACUUGGCUGACAAAAAAAUUAGAUUUUACUGUUUCAUCUGAUAGCAUACAAAUUAUGCAGGUCUGGAGGCUGUAUCAAGUUGAAAGAAUUUCAUAAAGUAUUUUAAAAUUGUCAUGUUUCACCUAGCUUUUUUGAGCGAACUUUCCAUAAAAAUUAAAUAUUAAUUGUUUCGGCAAGUUAAAGAAUUAUAGAAUUAAGAAUAAAGCUCUGCAUAAAGAAA
Messenger RNA from Bemisia tabaci, 2109 nucleotides. The record is from RefSeq and is a predicted model, not a curated record. Lineage: Eukaryota; Metazoa; Arthropoda; Insecta; Hemiptera; Aleyrodidae.